Molecule: messenger RNA, 155 nt
Organism: Racocetra fulgida
Lineage: Eukaryota; Fungi; Glomeromycota; Glomeromycetes; Diversisporales; Gigasporaceae
Source: the annotation of a GenBank genome assembly
AUGGCACGUCUUACAAAAAGAAGAAAGCAUUUGUUGAGUCUUAAUGAAAAUCGUGAAUCUAAAAAGCGAAAAACAAAAGAAAAUAUUUAUAAGUUUGUUGAUUCUUUAAGCCAAGAAGAAUUAAUAGAAAUAAGAAAUUAUAUUGAUUCAAUUAC